Molecule: messenger RNA, 2499 nt
Organism: Columba livia (rock pigeon)
Lineage: Eukaryota; Metazoa; Chordata; Aves; Columbiformes; Columbidae
Product: P2Y purinoceptor 1
Exons: 1
Coding region: 1266-2321 (351 amino acids)
Biological process (GO): G protein-coupled receptor signaling pathway
Cellular component (GO): membrane
Molecular function (GO): neuropeptide receptor activity
Source: RefSeq, a predicted model, not a curated record
UUCAGCCUCAGCUCUCGGGGCACGCCUGUAGUGGCCAGAUGUUAUCUUAUAAGCAGGAAAUAACAAACAGCCUUUCCCAUCGUGUAUCUGCUCCAGCAAACACUUUUUGGAGUCAGCACACCAAUAUCCACCAUAAGCAGCUAUCUCCACCCCACAUAUUGAGCUUCCCCAACCUGCCAUGCCCAAGUAGGGUCCAGCAGAGAUGUCUGGCUGCUCCUGAGGGACAGGCAGUCAGGAUGGCUCAGCAGGACCCACUCAUCUCCUUCCCUGACAAGAUAUCAGCCUCUUCCCAGCCCUUGCCCUGGAUUAAGUUCCCAGAAAGCAGGUGGCCAAGCUGUUCCUGGGCCCAGCCCUCCACCUGAUGUUGUUUUGCCAAGGUCAUUUCCCUAUGGCUUGCCAGGGUGAACCUUCUCCCUUCUGAUUGCCUGUUUACUCCUGCGCCUGGAGAUGAAGUUAUUUCUGGCUUUAUUUAUGCGGCAGCAACUGCUCAGCAAUGUGAACGGGGGCUGGCUUGCCUUGGGGGUCCUCUUUAGGGCCAUCAGUUUUAGCUCUCACCCCAACCUCACAAUAUCUGGGUGUCUUCUGCAUGACAGCCCCUGUGGCAGGGAGGGCAGGGGAGGAACGCCACUGCCUGUCUCACGUUUCUUCCCUGCAUGGGUCAAAACUGCUCAAAGGAGGGCAGGAGGGAGAGGAUUUUUGUGUUUGGGGAGGGAUACAGAAGGAUGGACAGUGUGGUCUGAGCAGCGGGGUCAGGAGAAAGGCAGUGAGGGGCUCAUGGGCUGCAGGCAUGCAGCCCCUGGUCUGGAGGGACAGGUGGUUUGUCCUCACCCGAGUGGGACAGAACAGGCUGAAAGCUAUGGCCCUCACCAUCAGACAUCUCCCACCCUCUCGGAGGCAGAGUCCCACUCCCGCCUCCCUGCUCCCUUCCUCCAGGCACGCACGGCAUCCAAAAUAGCCGGAGCCCUGUGCGUCCCUGGCGCCCGGCUCAAAAUAUCUCAAGUGGGCUGGCGGCAGGCGCCGAGAGCUGCGGAAGCACUGGACACUGAGGCUCUCGGCUGAGGCGGCCCUCGCCAUGUCCUCCCUGGGCUCCAGGAGGGAGCCACGCAUACCAAACCCCCCGGGAGCAGGGAGGUGAGGGCAUCCGGGAGCACCACGCUGGCUCUGGGCACGGCAGCAUCGGUGCCACUCCACCCUUGGUGAGAGGCUCCACUUCACCAGGCACCAGCACCCCCACCACCAGCACCGCCCCAGGAGCAGGGCUGCCGAUGGCCAGGGAGGCUCUCACCCCGUGGCCUGGCAAUGGCAGUGGGUCCCUGUGCCCCGUGGACGCUGCCUUCGCCCAGCGCUUCUUGCCCGCUGUCUACCUGGUGGUGAUCCCGCUGGGGCUGGUGGGGAAUGGGCUGGGCCUGUGGCACCUCUGCAGCGGUCCCCGACGGGGCGUCCGCCAUCCGCUGGGGUUGCUGGUGGGCAACCUGGGGCUGGCCGACCUGCUGUACGUCAGCACACUGCCCUUCCUCGUCAGCUACUACCUGCGGGGCAGAGCCUGGCUCUUCGGGCAGGGCUGGUGUCGGGUCACCCGUGGGCUCUUCCACCUCAACCUCUACGCCAGCAUCGGCUUCCUCACCUGCAUCAGCGUGCACCGCUACCUGGGCAUCGUGCACCCGCUGAAGGCACGGGGCAGGUGGCAGGGAGCAACCUCUUCAGCGUGGCUCAGCGCGAUGGUCUGGGGGUGGGUCAUCAUGCAGGUAGCUCCUGAUUUCGCCUUCAGCAAGAUGGAUGACACAGGGACACAAUGCCAUGACACGACAGGGCAUGAGAACCUGGGUGUUUACUUGCCAUACACCGUGGCCAUCACCGUGACUGGGUUCAUCAUCCCAUUCCUCAUCAUCAUUGGAUGCUACUGCCAUGUGGUGGUGGUGCUCUGCAGGAACGACACCAUGGACCUCAGCCUCAGGAGAAGAAGCAUCAGACUGGUGAUUCUCGUGAUGGUUCUCUUCUCCAUCUGCUUCCUCCCCUACCACAUCUUCAGAAACCUCAACUUGUUGUCUCGAGGCUGGCAGCUGCAAGGGUCCUGCACACAGGCUUUAAAGAACAUCUACAUUUCCUACCAGGUGACCCGGGGCCUGGCCAGCUUCAACAGCGCCCUCAACCCCCUGCUCUACGUGAUGACCAGCGAAGACUGCAUGUCACGUAUGAGAACCAUCCGCCAAAGUGCCAGCCAGUCCCUGGGGUCCACCUUCAGGAGGAACAACUCCUGCCAGGCAGAUGAGAAGAAGGUGAACAUCAUUCUUUGUGAGGAGGAGGCUUCUGAUGAGCUCUGAGGUACCCAACACCUCCUCCAAAGGAUGCACCACUUCAGUCUGUGCUUGACCUCUUCUUGGGAGCAGCCCCCUACCUUGAUGCCUGUUUUGCAGAGAUGGUGACUGCAGCAUCACUGGCUCCAGUCUCACACAAUGGACAAACAGGACUGAUAGCAUCAGAGAGCAGACUGGGGACAGG